Paraglomus occultum is the source of this 3615-nucleotide messenger RNA. The record is from the annotation of a GenBank genome assembly. NCBI's taxonomy places the organism in Eukaryota, Fungi, Glomeromycota, Glomeromycetes, Paraglomerales, Paraglomeraceae.
CCAACGUCUGUUAAUGACACGCGUUCUCUCCUUAUACAACAACACGCAGUAAAUACUGGCCUCUUUAUUAACAACGAGUUUGUUGAAUCGAAAAAUGGAAAACGGUUUGAAACCAUCAAUCCUUCAACGGGCAAAAAAAUUACAACUGUCGCCGAAGCGUCCGCAGAGGAUGUCGACCAUGCUGUUGACGUCGCCACGCACGCGUUCGAGAACGUUUGGAAGAAUGUUCCCAGUGAACAACGCGGACGUUUGUUGUACAAAUUGGCAGAACUCAUGAGAAGAGAUUUGGAAACCAUUGCAGCAAUCGAAGCGUUGGAUAACGGAAAGGCGUUUGAAAUUGCAAAGAAAUCUGACUUACCUGCGGCUAUCGGGGCGUUUGAAUAUUUUGCCGGAUUUGCCGAAAAGUUGAAUGGUGAUGUGGUUGAUACUCCCAAUGAGAGGUUGGUGUAUACGAGAAGAGAACCGAUCGGUGUGGUCGGCGCUAUUACACCGUUCAAUUUCCCAAUUAUGAUGGUUGCUUGGAAAUUGGCACCUGCGCUUAUUACGGGCAAUGUGGUUGUUCUCAAAGUUGCCGAACAGACACCGUUGAGUGCUUUAUAUCUUGCCGGAUUAAUCAAAGAAGCAGGAUUUCCUCCGGGAGUUGUCAAUAUUUUGACUGGAUGGCCUGAUGUAGGCAAAGCCAUUGCCAGUCACAUGAAGAUAGGAAAAGUCGCGUUUACUGGCUCUACUGAAGCCGGUAGAAGUGUCCUCAAGGCUGCUUCUGAAAGUAACUUAAAAAAAGUAACUCUUGAACUUGGUGGUAAAUCCCCAAACAUUAUUUUUGCCGAUGCCGAACUUGAAAAGGCUGUUGAAUGGGCACACAAUGGAAUUUUUUUCAAUCAUGGACAAUGUUGCUGUGCUGGAUCGCGUGUAUAUGUUGAAGAAAGUGUCUUUGAAAAGUUUGUGGAAAAGUUUAAAGAACAUGCGGGUAAAAUAAAAAUCGGAGAUCCAUUCAAGCCGGAUACGUACCAAGGGCCACAAGUAUCUAAAGAGCAGUUUGACAGUGUCAUGUCAUAUAUUGAAUCGGGAAAGUCAGAAGGUGCUAAGUUGGUGAUGGGAGGUCACCGACACGGCGAUCAUGGCUAUUAUGUCGAACCAACCAUUUUCACUGAUGUCAACGAGUCUAUGAAAAUUAUGAAAGAAGAAAUAUUCGGACCAGUUGUUGCAAUCGACAAGUUCAAAAGUAUUGAUGAGGUUAUUGAACGAGCGCAUUUAACUCACUAUGGUCUUGCAGCCGCUGUGUUUACGAAAGAUAUAUCCAAGGCCUUCUUGAUUGCAAACAAAUUGAAGGCUGGUACAGUUUGGGACCCUUCGGCGGAUACAAAGAAUCCGGCCUUGGAAGAGAAGGCGGAAAUAGUCAUGGAAAGGCUACCAGGAAACCAGAUAUACAACAUCGGUGAACGUCCUUAUUAUGGUUCAAGCCCUACGAGUACGGAUUACGACAGCCAGUUUCUUGGUUCAGGCGUGCCACUUGUGGUCGAUGUCGGAUCAUACCAAUGCCGAGUAGGAUGGGCUACUGAAAAUUCACCGCGAUUACAAUUUGACACUCUCGUAUCAAAAUAUCGAGACCGUAAACUCAAUUCCAAUAUAUUGCUCGUGGGUAACGAUAUAUACGCUGACGUAACGGCGAGGUCUAAUUCUAAAUCUCCUUUUGAUGGGAACAUUAUCUCAAACUUUGAAACCAUGGAGUGUAUAAUGGAUUAUAUAUUCGUAAAGCUCGGCAUUUCUACCGGCCGUGUUGAACAUCCGAUAUUGAUGACCGAGCCCGUUUGUAAUCCUCACCACUCGAGAAAACAAAUGUCGGAACUUCUUUUCGAAUGUUAUCAAGUACCAUCGGUUUGCUACGGUAUUGAUGCCUUGUUUAGCUUCCACGCGAAUGAGUUGUCCUUUGAUAAGGGUGGAAUAGUAUUGUCAUUAAGGCAUAGUACUACCCAUAUUCUACCUGUAUAUAAUGGACGCGGAGUAUUGGAACAUGCGAAAAGGUAUUUCUGUUCUGUCAAUAUUUGGGAUGGAAUUUCCUAUGGAGGAGUAACCUCGACUGACUUUAUGCUGAGACUGAUGCAAUUGAAAUACCCAACCUUUCCAACAAAAAUGACGCAUACACAAGCUCAGCAUUUGGUACAGAAUUAUACGUAUGUAGCUGAAGACUAUUUCGAAGAAUUAAAGGAAUUCGCAAAACCAGAAUCGUUUUCAGAGAGGGAUUGUGUUAUUCAAUUCCCAUACGUAGCACCGGUGACCGAGAAAACGGAAGAAGAAGUAGCACGCGCAGAAGAGAGGAAACAGGAACAAUCACGAAGACUGAAAGAACAGGCAGAGAAGCUGAGAAUGAAAAAGUUGAAAGAGAAGGAAGACGAAUUGGAGUAUUACACGCACUUGAGAGAGAGCAGGUCAACGUUACGUAGAUCAGAAUUUCUUGCUCGACUAAAAGAAGACAGAAUAAAUGAUGAGAACGAAUUAGACGAUAUUAUUAAGAAAAUUGAAAAAGCCAUACAAAGAGCACGCAACAAAUUACUCGGAAUUGAUGAAGUCGAAAUCAAGGAAGAACCGACAUUCCCGUUAGUAGAUAUACCAGACAGUCAAUUAAGCGAAGCUGAAAGAAAGGAGAAAAGAAAGCAAUUGGCUGCAAAGAGUUUACAUGAAUCGCGACAGCGACAGCGGGAAGCCAAAGAACUGGCUAGAAAACAACAGGAAGAGGAAGAACGAUUGGAACGAGAAAGACGAGACAAGGAUUUGACGGGAUGGUUGAAUAAUGUGAAGACUAAUUAUGCGAACCAAUUAGAUAAAGUCAAAAUAUUAAGACGCCGAAAGGAACAGCUAGCAGACAGAAGGAGCCAUGCAUCACAAUUGCGAAUGAAAUCGAUUGCUAGUUUGGCAAGUGACACUCUACCACAGAAACGACGCCGGCGAGGACAAGACGAGGACACGUUUGGAAUGGACGACAACGAUUGGGAAAUCUAUAAGGAAAUUUCUCGUGAAGAAGAUGCUUGGGAGGAGGAAGAAGAGCUAACCACGCUUCGCGAGCUUGAAGCCAAACUCUUGCAAUACGACUCCACUUUCCUUCUCGAGCAUACCUUUGACGCCCAGAAUUCCGUACAAAACUCCCUCGUAUUUAUGUUCACGCAUGGUGUCUGGCCUCCAUACGAUGCAGAUGACGUAUCGCAACUGCAUCAAUUGCACGUGAACAUUGAGAGAAUCAGAGUACCUGAGGCGAUGUUUCAGCCCAGUAUUAUUGGAUUGGACCAAGCCGGAUUAGUGGAGACUGUGUCAAAUGUUGUUAGUAGAUUUAAGGAAGAAGAAAUGAAGACAAUGGUUCAGUCGGUUUUCCUAACAGGCGGCCACACACAGAUCCCGGGAUUAUCAAAACGCUUAGAGAUAUCUCUUAGAUCCGUUCUUCCGGCAGGUGCAGCACUUCAGAUUAUUCCGGCAAAGGAUCCGGUCGUAGACGCAUGGCGGGGAGCAGCUCUCUGGGCGAAAACAGCUGAGUUUAAACAGAACGUAGUUAGUAUUCAGGAUUACCAGGAGUAUGGUGGCGAAUAUUUGAAAGAGCACCGAUUCGGAAAUGUCUACAGGAAGUGA